AUGGCUGAGUCCACGGUUAGCGCCGUGCUUGGAAACAUUGGCGGUCUCGUCAUCGAGGAGACCAAGUUUCUGUGUGCAGUCACCCUGCAGGUGGCCACCCUGAAAAAUGACCUGAUGCGGCUGCAGGGCUACCUCAAGGACGCCGACAGCAGACGCCGGUCAGGGAACGAGGCACGAGCUGCUACCUUAGUGAUCCAGAUCAGGGCUGCAGCGUACGAGGCCGAGACUGUCAUUCAAGCCGCUGAUCACAUGGAGAAGAGAAACAGGCUGAAGAAUGGCUUCUUGGGCGCUAUCUCAAGGUAUGCUCGCUUGCCGGCCGACACAACCACCAUUCGUGAGAUUGGUGUUGAGAUUGAAUGUGUGAGGCGCAAGCUCUGUGAGAUAUUUUCCAGUAUAGAGAGUCUGGAGAUAGUUGAUCUCGGUAAUAGUAGUGUUGUUCAGGAUGAGCCUCCAGAAGAGCUUAGUAUUCUGCAGCAAACCAUCGAAGAGGAUAUUGCCAUGGUCGGUUUCCGGGGUGACUUCACAGAAGUAGUGGAGAAGUUAGUUGACAAAGAGAACAAUACUCUUAGUGCUGUCUCCAUAGUUGCCAUAGGUGGGUCUGGAAAAACAACACUCUCUAGAAAAAUAUACUCUAGAAUGUCAAAACAUUUUGAGACUGUCGCAUGGGUGACUGCAUCUCAAAUGUUCAAGGGCAUUGAUUUACUAAAGGAUAUUUUGAAACAGAUUGUGGAUACUAUAGAGGAGUACAACUUAAUAGAUCAAAUGAGUGAGUAUGAAGUAGGAAAAAAGAUAAAUGAUUUUCUGAUGCAGAAGAGGUACUUAGUAGUUCUCGAUGAUUUGUGUGAAGUAGACACAUGGGAGCAGAUAAAUAAAACACUUAAAAUCUUUCCAGAUGCAAACAAUGGUAGUAGAGUUAUAUUAACAACAAAAAAGAAAGAUGUUGCCGAUCAUGUUGAAAUGCGGAACUUUGUUCACACUCUGAAGCACUUGGACGAAGAAGAAAGUUGGGAACUCUUCAGCAGCAAAGCUUUACCAUCAUACAAUAGGCCUGCCAUAAAUUAUGUGCAUGCAUUUGAGGAGAUUGGAAGAAAGCUUGCGAGGAAGUGCAAUGGAUUACCACUUGCACUUGCAGUUUUGGGGGCUUAUCUAUCAAAGAAUCUAAACUUACAAACAUGGUCUGAUAUAGAGUUGGGUUGGCCUGUAUCGACCAACGAAACACCACAGAUGAUGCGAGACAUACUAGCUCGCAGUUACAAAGGCAUGCCAAACAGUUAUUUUAGGUCUUGCUUGCUCUCUCUUGCCACUUUUCCAGAGGACGAUAUAAUAUUUGUAUCUGAUCUUAUCCAAUUAUGGAUAGUAGAAGGCUUCAUUCCACAUACACCAAUUCAUACACAAGAAGAAACUGCACAUAUAUAUGUAACAGGGUUAGCCGAGAGAAGCUUGGUCCAAGUCGUUGAAAUAAGCAAGGCACAUGGAUGGAUUGAGAAAAUAUAG
This is a messenger RNA of Lolium rigidum, 1494 nucleotides long. Its product is annotated as disease resistance protein RPP13-like. Gene Ontology annotation, biological process: defense response to other organism. NCBI's taxonomy places the organism in Eukaryota, Viridiplantae, Streptophyta, Magnoliopsida, Poales, Poaceae. The transcript has a single exon. Gene Ontology annotation, molecular function: ADP binding. The record is from RefSeq and is a predicted model, not a curated record. Bases 1 to 1494 code for a protein of 497 amino acids.